This is a messenger RNA of Trichomycterus rosablanca, 1763 nucleotides long. It is a transcript of the gene cpne9, whose product is annotated as copine family member IX. Gene Ontology annotation, cellular component: plasma membrane. The record is from RefSeq and is a predicted model, not a curated record. Gene Ontology annotation, biological process: cellular response to calcium ion. NCBI's taxonomy places the organism in Eukaryota, Metazoa, Chordata, Actinopteri, Siluriformes, Trichomycteridae. The transcript is spliced from 21 exons. The coding region runs from base 1 to 1671 and encodes 556 amino acids. Gene Ontology annotation, molecular function: calcium-dependent phospholipid binding.
AUGGCUUCUAUAGGAGAGUUUGAUCCGCUCCAGAGCUGCGUUCCUGCCACCAAGAUAGAAGUGACCGUGUCCUGCAGGAAUCUACUGGAUGUGGAUACAUUCUCCAAGUCAGAUCCGGUCGUGGUUCUGUAUGGGCAGGGAAUUGGAACCAAGGAGUGGAGAGAGUUUGGCAGGACAGAGGUGAUCGAGAACUCUCUGAACCCAGACUUUGUGAGGAAAUUUGUCUUGGAUUACUUCUUCGAAGAAAAGCAGAAUCUCAGAUUUGACGUGUACAGCGUGGACUCGAGAAGUUCAAACAUCUCAAAGCAUAAAUCCUUCCUGGGCCAGACAUUCUGCACGCUGGGGGAGAUCAUCGGCGCGUCUGGAGCUCGGCUGGAGAGAGCGCUGUUUGGAAUUCCAGGCAAGAAAUGCGGCAACAUUAUCUUUACAGCUGAGGAGCUCAGCAACUGCAGGGAUAUCGCCACCAUGCAGCUGUGCGCUAAUAAGCUGGAUAAGAAGGAUUUCUUCGGGAAAUCGGAUCCGUUCCUGGUUUUCUACCGCAGCAACGAGGACGGCACGUUCACCAUCUGCCAUAAAACAGAGGUGAUGAAAAACACUCUGAACCCGGUGUGGCAGCCCUUCAGCAUCCCGGUCAGAGCUCUGUGUAACGGUGAUUACGACAGAACCGUUAAGAUUGAUGUCUUCGAUUGGGACAGAGAUGGAAGUCAUGACUUUAUUGGAGAGUUCACCACCAGCUACAGAGAGCUGUCCCGAGGUCAGAGCCAGUUUAACGUCUAUGAGGUUCUCAACCCCAAAAAGAAAGGCAGAAAAAAGAAAUACAUCAACUCCGGCACUGUAACGCUUUUGUCCUUCAGAGUGGAGUCGGAGCACACGUUCGUGGACUUCAUCCGCGGCGGGACGCAGCUGAACUUCACCGUAGCCAUCGACUUCACUGCUUCCAACGGUAACCCCUCCCAGCCCACGUCCCUACACUACAUGAGUCCGUACCAGAUGAACGCGUAUGCGAUGGCGCUGAAGGCGGUGGGUGAGAUCGUCCAGGAUUACGACAGUGACAAACUUUUCCCUGCUUACGGUUUCGGGGCCAAAAUCCCCCCUGAUGGGAACGUCUCACACACCUUUCCUCUGAACACAGACUGUGCGAAUGCAAACUGUGUAGGAAUUGAAGGUGUACUAGAAGCUUAUUAUGAUUGUCUGAGGAACGUCCAGCUCUACGGUCCCACUAACUUUGCUCCGGUCAUUAACCUCGUUGCACAGGCAGCUUCGGCUGUGACGGACGGCUCUCAGUACUUCGUGCUGCUCAUGAUCACUGAUGGAGUCAUCUCCGACAUGGUCCAGACCAAGGAGGCCGUGGUUAAUGCUUCAUCCCUGCCCAUGUCAAUCAUCAUCAUUGGUGUGGGACCUGCAGAGUUCGAUGCGAUGGAGGAGCUGGAUGGUGAUGAGGUGCGGGUGUCCUCCAAAGGCCGAGCUGCUGAGCGGGACAUCGUUCAGUUCGUGCCGUUCAGGGACUACAUCGACCGCUCAGGGAACCAAGUGCUCAGCAUGGCCCGUCUGGCCAAGGACGUCCUGGCUGAGAUCCCCGAGCAGCUGCUUUCCUUCAUGAAGAAUUGCGGCGUCGAACCCAGACCCGCCGUCUCCCACUCUCCUACACCACACAUCCACGUCCAUCUCUGAUUCCAGACCAGCUCCUGUUCACACUGCAAGUUUAACCAAUAACUGUAUAGUCAUAUAUAUAAAUAUAUGGUCCGAAUAAUUACCGUAGUAAU